AGUCUAAUCACAAACCCGCUGUCUUGCCAUGUGGGACAAACGACCCCUCAGUUAUGACAAAAAUUCAGAGCGGAGCAGAAAUAUCUUUGCUACCUUCGUACUACGCUACGGGAGGGGCUUUCUCCUCCUUCCCCUUAUACGCAGCUAUGCACCGGAUCGGAAUGUUUCGCAGUAUCUCUAUUAGGGUUAUCUGCAUGAGGGGUUUGUGCGGCAUGAACGCAGCUUCACGCAACAUCAUGGACCCCGCAUCGAUUGCCGGUAUGGCAAGGCAAUAGUCUGUCCCAAAGCUCGGUGGCAUAUUAUAAAUUUCCCCCGCUCUCUUCCCGUUAAUGCCAAGUUUCCCGUGAGGAGACUUGAUUGUUGGCAUGGUAGUGCAGUCGAAGUCUAUAAAGUUCACCAGACGCUCUGCCCUGCUCCUCCAUCUCAAACCAUCUUCUCAUCUCACAACGAGUUCCAACCUUGCAAAGUCGAAAGCAGAGGCAACAUUCCUCUUUCCCCAAUCCAUAAUCAUGCCCGAACCCGUUGACCUCGGCAAACUCGUCGACCUGAACCCAGGUCUCGGGCCCCAGCCGCCCAUGACCUACGAUGGCAUCAUGGAAGCUGCUGGCAGGUCUACUCUUUCAGACAAGGAAAUUGCUGAAAAGGCCAAAGAGGAAUGGGAUAGCUUCCCGUCCAUCUGGUUCUGCAACUUCCCCGACCAGCCUUCCACUUCGAUGCAGCAGCGGCUGGCGGAAUACAUGCAAGACAUCAAGGACUACCGUAGCUGGGCAAGCCUGAUCUGGUGGCGCACCGUCUUCAGUCAUCCCGACAUGCCGCAAGACUCCAGCAUGCAGUCCCGUAUCCGACGAAGUGCUUAUUGCGCCAGAGUCGGCGUGCACCACAUGAAGACCACGCCAUGGCUUUCAAUCAGCCGAGAUGUCAACCAUUCCAAGAUUAUCGAAUGCCGCGUCGAAGAGUUUCACGGCGAGCUCAUUAGGGCCGUCUUGGCUGGGUUUGUGGGCGUGAAUGCACGAACCAUUGAAGCCCUGGAGACAGUCCUGAAGAGCAUGACCAAAACAAUCGAGCAGAGUUCCGGAGAGGCAAUGAACAAAAUGAUUGCGUGCGAGCGGUACGAGUACAUCCGCCAGUCCGACACGGUCAGAUCUUUCGUUCGCCUGGUCAGUUUCGCCGUCACCCAGAGCAUGCGCCAGGUCUCAAGGGCAAAGCAAACUUCGUCUUGGGUCCGCUGCACUAUCGACUACAAUGACUACGAGGCGGGCUUUAACCGCUCCAUGUGGCAGCGCUCGAAGGAACUGAUCCAUGAGCAGCAGAUGAAGGAGAUGGAGGACUUUAUCAACGAGUCUACUGUGGAUAUUCCCCCUUGAGGAAGUUAUUGGCAGUGAUCGGUCGCAAAGGAGAAUCUUAACGUCGCUCUUGUGUAGCGAAUUGUCUUGGUUUUAAUGUCUCGGGUG
Aplosporella prunicola CBS 121167 is the source of this 1451-nucleotide messenger RNA. RefSeq lists its product as uncharacterized. Bases 366 to 1364 code for a protein of 332 amino acids. NCBI's taxonomy places the organism in Eukaryota, Fungi, Ascomycota, Dothideomycetes, Botryosphaeriales, Aplosporellaceae. The record is from RefSeq and is a predicted model, not a curated record. The transcript is spliced from 4 exons.